UGGGUAGCUUUACUCGGAUUCGAGGCAGCGGAAUGACAGCUGAACGGGUCCUAAAGGUGCAGCAGUGCAGUCUGAAACGUUAACAGCGGUCAUACCCGCGUUUUAAAGAGCAGGACCGGCUCAUAUCACCGUUUCGCCUUUUCACGCCGACCGGCGGACGUGUCCGAGUUUAUCAGAGGACGGCAGCCGUUAACCUUGCGGAUGUUUUUUGUUCUUUUUCCACCCCGAGAGAACAAGGUCCGCGUCCGGAUGUGCCAGCAGUAUUGGCUUUUUCGCAUGUCGUAGGCACCUCUUUUUUUCUGAAUCGGGAUAUUGUUGAUGUUCGAGGGUCAAAGGAGGCCCUCGGGUCGACAGCUUGCCCCUCUAAUCUUAAGUAUAUUGCCCCAAAUCAGUGAUUUGUGAGGGAGAGAAAUUAACGAAAUGAUUGUGCAAUAGAGAGGAAGAGGCAUUUUCACACGUCUCGGCUACCUCAGUGUUGUGACUGUGGGAAAAAAAAGAAAGACAGACAGAGAUAGAAAGAGCGAGUCACCGGGAAUAAAAAUUUAUUUCCUGCUUUUAAAACACCACAAGGACGCGUUUGUCAGAGCUGCGGGGAGCUUUUUUACAAGUGCGAGAAAAAGGAAGAAAAAAAAAGAGAAGGAAUAUUGGCAUCCGUCCUGCGAGAGAGAGUUGUGAGUGUGUGUGUAUGUGCGUUUGAACACCUCCGAGUACCGGGAGAAGCUUCACGAUGACGGGCAGCACCCCAGCGGACAUGAUAAACCUGCGGCUGAUUUUGGUCAGUGGAAAGACGAAAGAAUUUCUCUUCUCUCCCAACGACUCUGCAGCAGAUAUCGCCAAACACGUUUAUGACAACUGGCCAAUGGACUGGGAGGAAGAGCAGGUCAGCAGUCCUAACAUCCUGAGGCUCAUCUACCAGGGACGUUUUCUACACGGCAACGUAACACUAGGAGCUCUCAAACUGCCCUUGGGGAAGACCACAGUGAUGCAUUUAGUUGCCAGAGAGACUUUGCCUGAGCCAAAUUCCCAAGGUCAGAGGAACAGAGAGAAGACCGGGGAGAGUAACUGCUGUGUCAUUCUGUAAAUACACACCUCCACCGCCACCCCCUUUCAUCCUUCGCAUCCGUUCUCGCCCUCCAUGUCCUGGACCUAAUGAGCUUGUACCUUGUCCUGGAGCCUGUCUACACUGCGAAUACUCAUAGAGACAUUUAACGAAACAAACAAACUCGUACUUUCUCUGUUUUUCCUCUUCUCCCUCAUACACAUGCAUAGAAGGACAGCAGGCUCAGGCUGAUCCAGGACAGACGUGGAGAGCAGUAAAUUGAUUAAAGAUAGAGUUGAUUCCUUUGUUGUACUUGAUUUGCUGUCAUAACUGAAAAUUAGAAGGAACUGGAUUUGCAUGGUUUUUUUUUUCUUUCUUUCUUAAUGCAAUCCUUUUGAAGCCUUCUGCCAUACACAUGCAUGCACACAUACAUUUGCAGUAAACACACACACACCUUGUCGAGCCAUCCGCAGGCGGUCUUACAAGUCACCUUUCUAACUGGCUCUUUGCUCUGGCCGGUUGUCAUUGUAAUGCAGUGCCCAAAUUUGUGCGUGUGGCCUUGUUUUCUCAUACAGACCGCAGAGAAUUUUAACCACUAACAGCUCAUCAGCAUACCAACAAACACGCACGCUCUGACUUCCUGUCCUCACAUCGAGCCGCGCGUGCUUGCGUGAUACCCCUUAGUGCGGCAGACAAAGCGCAGACGUGCCUGAUCAGAGAACUCAAAACAUUACACGCACACACACACAUAAUAACACACACAUGUGUGCCCUAUUUACUGCCCUCCUCUGCAUGUGCCCUUAAAGGUCGCAAGAGAGAAACGAUUCCCUUUUUUUUUUAUGUCGAGAGCGACACGUCCCACUCCUUUGAGUCCGUUGUGUUUUAGCCAAACGAAGCCUAACAAGCAAACAAAUAGAAAACAACCAUUUUUUUACGGUCUUGUUUUUCGAUAUUUGUUUGUUCAUGAUUUUUUUUUUUUUUGGUGACUGUGUUUUGACAGUCCACUCAUAUUAUCGACCGACUAGUGUUGUGAUUAAUGAAACAUCAUGCCAAUUUUCUUUCCGUGACACGCCGUCGCUGUCUCACUGUGCCCCCCCCUCCCUUUAUUUUUAUAGCAGUAUUGUGAAGGAUCUCUCAGACAGUUGCUUUAUAAGCACGGACAUUAACUCAGAAGGAAAAGGGUCCUUAUUUGUCUUAAUUUGCCUCUUAAAUCUGCAUUAAUAAGUCCAGUUUGCACAACUAAAGCAUGUGCUCCUUCAUUAGAUUACUAAAACAAAUGUAUAAAAAGCUUUGUUUUAUUUUAUAUUUUUCCAGUGGAAGUAAUGUUCCAAACUAAGGUAACAUGUGUAGAAUAUAUUUAAUAUGAAUCUUAUAUAGAAAAUGACGACUUUAGAUCUUGGUGAUAUAUAUUAUAUUGGUGUUUAGUCUAUGAUUGUGUAUACGGUUAGCUUCUAGCCAGUUCACAGUCACUCUCUGACAAUGUCUUGUGCUUAACAGCAGCAAAUCCUCCCUAAUCAUUUAUGGACUGAUGGAUUUUUGUUUUCUUUCUUCUGUUCUUUCUCUUUUAUUAUGCUUUUCUUUUUCAUUUGUUUAUAAAGUAAUAUAAUCCUGUUUCUUUGUGGGGUUUUUUUGUUUUUGCUUUAAAGAAUCGCUUUGUAACAGCACUAGGUCUUAAAAAAAUAUUGUUUAUAUUGAUCAGGGUUCAAAUCUGUACAGAGAUAAACGUUUUCAAACCAAUUGUAAAUAGCACUAAUGCUCUCCCCUCCCCUCCUGCAAACUUCAAAAUGGAAUACAUCUGUAAACUAAAUAAAAGUUAUUGAAGUGCGCUA
Oreochromis niloticus (Nile tilapia) is the source of this 2868-nucleotide messenger RNA. RefSeq names its product ubiquitin-like 3a (gene ubl3a). Bases 728 to 1081 code for a protein of 117 amino acids. The record is from RefSeq and is a predicted model, not a curated record. NCBI's taxonomy places the organism in Eukaryota, Metazoa, Chordata, Actinopteri, Cichliformes, Cichlidae. The transcript is spliced from 5 exons. Gene Ontology annotation, molecular function: protein binding.